AUGACGACGAUGCCGCAUGUGUUGCUGUAUUUUGAUGUGAAUAAGACGCUGAUCAUGCACGACCCGAUGCAGGGCAAGACGCUGCAUCACGUGUUGAACGAUUUAUUGACCGAACGAGCACUUGGUGCUAUCGAAAAUGGGUCGAAAAGCUGGAUAUUUGACGGAAACAAGAUGGUCGAUGGAAAUGGGCAAAACAUGGGUACAACCAACGUGUCGUACGGAACCUUUUUGAGAAACCGGUAUCCUUCAUCAGGUGACGCGAAGGUGGCCACUCAGAAUAAACACACGCGAAAAAUGUUGCGGCAACAAUUCACGGCCAAAGGGAACCCAGGAGAGCUACUGGUGACAGAAUUUGAGACGUUGUUGCACAAGUUGCUGCUACCUCGCAAUGCCGCAACUCAAGCACAGCGAGAAGCUGUUGGACUGCAUGAGUCGCCGCACUGUUUUAUCGUACCAGCUUUUUUCAAGUUGAUGAUGUACCUGCAGGGACACAAUGUGUCGUUCAACCUCAUUUUUCGGACUUUUGGAGACGAUUUGCGGCGAGUGGCACAAGAGUUCAACAGCUUUUGUGAAGGAAAGCAUCCGUGUUUCUCGCUCGAGAAACCUAUGGAUGGGUCUGAUGGAGGCGUGGACCGACGCAUGUAUGUGGAUGAAAUGGACAACGGCGAAAUGCCACGUUUCGGUACAUUUUUACGAACGAACAACUCCACAAUGCUGAUUAUGGGUACCUUCCAGCAACCAGAACUAGCUGAUGAUGUAGAGCCAUUGGCGUUCUACGCUUCACAGAUGGACUCGGUUCACAUCAUACACGGAUUGCUGAAUAUCCACGACUUUCUUGCUCGCCGUUGGCGAAAGUCGCAAGCGACAUUGGCGUUACGUGACUUUUAUCCACAUUGGUUUGCCAAUCAAGAAAAAGCGACGGCAGGAAAACUUUUGACGUUGCACCCUGUGGAUUACGCAGAGAAUGUACACGCCAUGUUUUUUGAUGACAACAUCCUGUCACACGAUGCACAUAUUGUUGAUGCACGAUUAGCUCACGAUCAUUCUACUGUGAAUUUUGACGAAACGCGAGAGGUGCACCUGCUACGCGUUGAGCCGCUUGAUGUUAUCCGAUGCGAUACGUACUUUGUCGAUCGCUUUGAAACCUCGUUGCAGCAAUGGAGACUACAGCAGAAGUAG
Molecule: messenger RNA, 1179 nt
Organism: Peronospora matthiolae
Lineage: Eukaryota; Oomycota; Peronosporomycetes; Peronosporales; Peronosporaceae
Source: the annotation of a GenBank genome assembly